Messenger RNA from Tetranychus urticae (two-spotted spider mite), 1107 nucleotides. RefSeq lists its product as uncharacterized. The record is from RefSeq and is a predicted model, not a curated record. NCBI's taxonomy places the organism in Eukaryota, Metazoa, Arthropoda, Arachnida, Trombidiformes, Tetranychidae.
UGAAACUAAACGCUUCUCUGAGUGUUGAGGUUUUGCCAGUAUAAAUACUUGUUAAAAUGGAAGAACAGAAACACCUUUCUGAUAAAAUUACUUUCAAAGUGAAGCAUCUGAAUGAAUAUCAUGAGAUAGUCAUUGAUCCAAAUGAUGACAGAUAUGAAUACAAAGACCAACACCAACAAAUAUUUGAACAGCUGGAAUCAAUAACUGGAGUGCCAAGUAGAUAUACAACUUGUGCGAAUAUACCUAGAAACAUGAACCCUUCCGACGUUAAUAAUAUUGAACGGUAUCUGUGGUGUUUUGAGAACCAAAAAGCCUUCGCUCCUGAUUCACUCUUACAAUACGAUCCCGAGGACGAUAUAUUCAGUCUUAAUAUUCGUGAUGGUGAGCGCUUUCAUCUCAUAUCUUAUGCUAGUUAUGAGUAUAGUAUUUCCAAGCGUAUAAGUAUGUGUUAUAGGCUAAUAGAAGAAAGAGACGUUCCUGAAGAAGGCUGUGGUGGUGUAUGUCAAUUAAUACGCACUGAGAGUUUCUUCAAGAGGUUGAAAGAUCUCGUUAAUAAUGAUGAUUUGAAUGCAAAAAUUACUCAGCUUGUCCAACCACUAUUUGAAAUUUCAUCACCUGAAACACAUUUGGAAGCUUGGAAGAUUUUAAAAGAGUUCAAUGUUUUGCAAGUUUUUUAUCCAUCCUGUGAUUGGAUUCAUAGUGCGAGGCUUGCAGAGACUGGUGAUGCACGGCAAAAUGAUCUUUAUCUAAGAACUCGAGGUUAAACCCGUAGAGUAUAUGCCCGUGGUGAAUGAACUUGGUUUAAAUUUUACUCAAUAAACUGAGUUAUGUUUAAACUUGACCAUUCCUCAAAAAUAUUAAUUAAAGUUGGAUAAAUUCGAAUGUUCACAACUUUCGCAAUUCGCAACUCGAUAUUCCCUCAUUGAGGAACCGAAUAAUACUUGGUUGGAUUCGAUUCCUUUUAAUGUUGCAGCAAAAUAAAACAAAAGAUUAAAUAAGAAAAUAAACAUUUUGUGCAGAUCUUUUUCCGAAAUAUUAGGCUAUAAAAAGUAAUGUUUGCAUUGAUAGAUACAAGUUUCAACCAAAAUGACACGGCUUUGGAAUAGA